This is a messenger RNA of Platichthys flesus (European flounder), 1051 nucleotides long. It is a transcript of the gene c23h11orf98, whose product is annotated as chromosome 23 C11orf98 homolog. The coding region runs from base 94 to 492 and encodes 132 amino acids. The record is from RefSeq and is a predicted model, not a curated record. The transcript has 4 exons. Lineage: Eukaryota; Metazoa; Chordata; Actinopteri; Pleuronectiformes; Pleuronectidae.
AGAAGAAGAUGGCCGUGGUCGGCCGUGGUAAAGAACCCGGAAGUUUAUGAUUGAUUUAAAGCGCAGAAGAAGAAGCUCCACGUGAGAAACAAAAUGACGUCCGGAGGAAAAAUCAACAGACCGAAGACCGAACUCGGUCGGAACCUCUUCAAGCGGCGGCGGGUUCUGGGUCGAGAGAAGAAGAAGAAGCGUCAGAUCGUCGGCGCCGUGGUCGACUCGGGUUUGAUCACCAUCCAUCACCUGAAGAAGAGGAACUCCAGUCCGAGGGCGAACAUCACUCUGUCGGGGAAGAAGAAGCGGAAGCUGCUCAAACAGCUGAUGCACAUGCAGCAGGAGAAGGCCUCCAUGGAAGUGGAAGCAGCAGCUCCACCACAGAAGAAGAAGCCCGACUCGUCCUCAGCUCCGACACAGAAGAACAAGAAGAAGAACAAGAAGAAGAAUGCUGCGGCUGAGGGAGGUCAGGAGGACGUGGAGAUGUGCGAUACUGAGUGAGGACUUGUUGAUGUGGGACAGUCGGGACGAGGUCGACCAUGAAGUCAUGUGAUUGAGUCUCUGGACAAACGAGUGAAAAUGUUUCUGAAGAGGUUCGAGUCCCACGAGGACAGAAACGUACGGAAGCUCAUUCCCGAUAAGAAGUCGUAUUCAGGUUGAAACUCGUCAGAGCGUCGACGCUGCUCCUGACUAACGAUCCAGAUUCUUUAACCGUGACCUCUUCAUCACGCCACUGAUCACAUGACCUCAUGUAAUGUAAACAAUUGUUUAUCACUUUCAACUUUGUUUCCCUCAUUUGUGUAGAUCUGUUGAAAAUGUGUUUUACUGACGAACCUUGAACCUGUGAUUCGUCUCAAUGUUCACACUCGUGAUAUUUUACAUAAUGAGCUGAACCAUUAUUCCAUGUUCAGAGCUUCAGUGACGAGCUGAUGAACCUGAGCUUCAGAAGCUGCUCUGCUCUUCUGGAGAUUCAAGGUCUCACAAAAUGCAGCUUCUAUGUUUAUCUGUUCUUUAACUGUCGGACACCGUUUCAAAAUAAAAGCUCUCGGGUGUUUCUGUU